Molecule: messenger RNA, 180 nt
Organism: Dictyostelium discoideum AX4
Lineage: Eukaryota; Evosea; Eumycetozoa; Dictyosteliales; Dictyosteliaceae
Exons: 2
Coding region: 1-180 (59 amino acids)
Source: RefSeq, a predicted model, not a curated record
AUGUCAAUCAUUGCAUCAAUUACCUCAAUCUCAAAAGUUUCAUCAAAAAACAUUCCAUCAAGUUCAAACUUACCAACAUCAACUAACAAAAUUCAAUUUGGAAAUAAUCAAGUUUCUGGUGGUCUUGUUAGCGAUUUGGUUUGUAAUAUUGCCACUGCUGUUGAAAAACUUGGUCUUUAA